AUGGCGACCGAGCUGGAGGAGCUAUUGGGCUUUCUCUCUUCCCCUUCUCCACCUAUUAAAAAGGCGGCUGUUAAUAUUGUUCGGGAUUAUACGGGAUCUGAGGAUGGGUUGCGGUCUCUUGGCAAGUACUCCAAUGUUGUCUUGCCUUCGUUGUCUCGUCUUUUAUCUGAAGAAAAGGAAGUUUCAGAACCUGCAGCAGAAGCUCUUGUAAAUUUGUCACAAAAUUCAGAUUUAGCAAGAAGGAUGGUAGAAAUGGAUAUGGUCAGAAAAGUGAUGGAUAAUUUGUACAGGAAAGAUUGUGACAUUACUGGGCUGCUAGUUAUGCUCCUUGUCAAUCUCACACAAUUGGAUGCUGGUAUUGAUUCUUUGCUUCAGCACGGAGAUGAUAAGAUGCAUGGUUUGUAUGUCAUGAAGCUGGUGAGAUCAUUUUGUACAUCAUCCAGUGAGAAACAAGGUGAGUUUAUUAGUCUUUAA
Messenger RNA from Olea europaea var. sylvestris, 474 nucleotides. RefSeq lists its product as uncharacterized. The coding region runs from base 1 to 474 and encodes 157 amino acids. The record is from RefSeq and is a predicted model, not a curated record. Lineage: Eukaryota; Viridiplantae; Streptophyta; Magnoliopsida; Lamiales; Oleaceae. The transcript has 4 exons.